Molecule: messenger RNA, 890 nt
Organism: Humulus lupulus (European hop)
Lineage: Eukaryota; Viridiplantae; Streptophyta; Magnoliopsida; Rosales; Cannabaceae
Product: phosphatidate cytidylyltransferase 1-like
Exons: 6
Coding region: 264-890 (208 amino acids)
Cellular component (GO): endoplasmic reticulum membrane
Molecular function (GO): phosphatidate cytidylyltransferase activity
Source: RefSeq, a predicted model, not a curated record
CUAAUUCUUUCUCUCAGUUUCACUUCCGCUGGACGGCGCUCCUCUCCGCUUCCUCACUUUGAUCUUUCAACUCUCCUCUUUCAAGGAGCUGUUGGGGGGUCGUACCACAGUUGUAUAUUUAUUGGUGGACAUUUUGAUCUUUGGUUGUGGUGGUCUGGGGCUCUUAGUUGUUUGGUUCUUAGCUUCAUUCCUCUUCUUGUAGGUAGGGCUUUUGUGCAUUAUAUGUAUGCUUUUUUGUAAGAGUGAAAUCCAAACUAAAGAGCAUGCAGAAGGAUAACACUAGCACCCCGUUAACAACAACUGGUCGGGUUCGUCAUCGAAGACGUUCAAAUGAGGUUGUUCCAGAUGUUAGUAUAGCCAAUGGAGGCAAUUUACUUGUUGAUGACAGUAACAAGUACAGGUCUAUGUGGAUACGGGCAUGCUCUUCUGUUUGGAUGAUUGGGGGAUUUGCAUUCAUUAUAUAUAUGGGUCAUCUCUGUAUUACUGCUAUGAUAGUUGUUAUCCAAAUCUUUAUGGCGAAAGAUUUGUUCAACCUACUAAGGCGAGACCAUGAAGAGAGGCAUCUCCCAGGAUUUAGGCUGUUAAAUUGGCUCUUCUUCUUCACUGCCAUGUUAUUUGUAUAUGGUCGCAUUCUCAAUCAACGGCUUUUUAAUACUAUAACUUCGGACAACUUUCUCCAUCAGUUUGUUAGCAGCCUUAUCAAGUAUCAUAUGGUUAUCUGCUACACCUUAUAUAUCGCAGGUUUUGUGUGGUUCAUCAUUACAUUGAAGAAGAAGAGGAUGUACAAAUAUCAAUUUGGUCAGUAUGCAUGGACACACAUGAUCAUGAUUAUUGUGUUUACACAGUCCUCUUUCACAGUAGCCAACAUUUUCGAAGGAAUUAUCUGGUAA